This is a messenger RNA of Musca vetustissima, 672 nucleotides long. RefSeq lists its product as uncharacterized. Bases 1 to 672 code for a protein of 223 amino acids. NCBI's taxonomy places the organism in Eukaryota, Metazoa, Arthropoda, Insecta, Diptera, Muscidae. The record is from RefSeq and is a predicted model, not a curated record. The transcript has a single exon.
AUGAAACGCAUGCUAUCGGUUUUAUGUCUUCUGCUAAUAGGCAGUUCCUUUGCCGAAGACUAUGACGAAGGAGAAUUCGGUGGUUCCUCAGCUAUUGCCAAUUCAAAUGCUCAGGCAACAUCUAAUGGAUUUGGUGGCGAUGCAAUUGCAAUGGCGAGUGCUCAAGCAAAUGCUUUAGGUAAUGGUGGUGAUGCCGGUGCUAUUGCCAAUGCCAAUGCUAAUGCUGAAGCCAAUGGAGGUGGAACAGCUGUUGCCAAUUCGGUAGCUAUAGCAAAUUCUAAUGCUGUUGGAGGAGCUGGUGGUUUAGGUGGCUUUGGAGGUGGAUUAGGUGGCUAUGGAGGUGCUGGUGGUGGUGGAUUGGGUGGCCAUGGAGGUGCUGGUGGAGUUGGUGGUCAAGGAGGUGGUUAUGGAGGAGCUGGUGGAUUAGGUGGCCACGGUGGUGCUGGUGGUGGAUUAGGUAGCCAAGGAGGUGCUGGUGGAUUUGGAGGCCAAGGAGGUGGUCUGGAAGGCGGUUAUGGUGGUGGAGAAGCUGUUGCCAAUUCUGGAGCUACAGCAAUUUCCAAUGGUGAUGGAGGUGUGGGUGGUGCUGGUGGAUUAGGUGGUUAUGGAGGUGGUGGUCGUCGACAUCGCCACCGUCAUCAUCAUCACAGAGAAUAUAGUGAUUAUGAUUAA